AUGGGUUCUCUGGUCCUGCAGCUGAGCGCUGUCCUCUGCCUGGUGGCUCACUCGGUUUCUGGCAGCCCCAUCAUGGGCCUUGAGCAGUCACCCCUGGAAGAAGACAUGCCUUUCUUCGAUGAUAUCUUCACAGAGCAAGAUGGUAUUGACUUUAACACACUGCUGCAGAGCAUGAAGGACGAAUUUCUCAAGACAUUGAACCUGUCAGACAUUCCCCUGCAGGACACAGCCAAAGUGGAUCCGCCAGAGUACAUGCUGGAACUCUACAACAAAUUCGCCACUGACCGGACCUCUAUGCCGUCAGCUAACAUCAUCCGGAGCUUCAAGAAUGAAGAUCUGUUUUCUCAACCGGUCAGUUUUAAUGGGCUCCGGAAAUACCCUCUCCUCUUCAAUGUGUCCAUCCCUCACCAUGAAGAGGUCAUCAUGGCUGAACUCAGGUUGUACACACUGGUACAAAGGGAUCGUAUGAUGUAUGACGGUGUGGACCGUAAGAUCACCAUUUUUGAAGUGCUAGAGAGUGUCGAGGGUGCUGAGGAUGAAAGGAGCAUGCUGGUGUUAGUGUCAACAGAGAUCUACGGAACCAACAGUGAGUGGGAGACAUUUGAUGUCACAGAUGCCACCAGGCGUUGGCAGAAGUCCGGCCCAGCGACCCAUCAGCUGGAGAUCCACAUCGAGAGCACACAGAACCAAGCUGAGGACACUGGAAGGGGACAACUGGAGAUAGACAUCAGUGCCCAGAAUAAGCACGACCCUCUGCUUGUCGUGUUCUCUGAUGACCAAAGCAAUGACAAGGAGCAGAAAGAGGAACUAAACGAAAUGAUCACUCAUGAGCAGGAUCUGGACCUGGACACCGACGGUUUUUCCAGCGGGCCUGACGAAGAGGCCUUGUUGCAGAUGAGGUCUAACAUGAUCGACGACUCUACUGCUCGAAUCAGAAGGAACGCCAAGGGCAAUUACUGCAAGAAGACCCCACUCUACAUCGACUUCAAGGAGAUUGGCUGGGACUCCUGGAUCAUCGCGCCACCUGGGUACGAAGCCUAUGAAUGCCGCGGUGUCUGUAAUUACCCUCUGGCGGAGCACCUCACACCCACAAAACAUGCCAUUAUCCAGGCCUUAGUCCAUCUCAAGAAUUCCCAGAAAGCUUCCAAAGUCUGCUGUGUGCCCACGAAGCUGGAUCCCAUCUCUAUCCUCUAUUUAGAUAAAGGUGUUGUUACCUACAAGUUUAAAUAUGAAGGAAUGGCCGUGUCUGAAUGUGGCUGCAGAUAGGAGUCCCAUGGCUUAUUUAAUAACUGCAAAUGUGUAUAUUUUGUGUUCUAUUUAAUGAGACUAUUUAAUGAAGGUGUACAGACAAUAGAGGUUGCCAUCUUAGGGAAGUGGACAGGUCAAGUGUGCUGUAGAAAAUGUGUAUUUUGCUAUACAAUCCGGUCCCUUCCACUUAUCUUGUUUGGACUCUCAUUUCCCAGUGAUACAUCUCUAACAACAAACGAAGGCCUGUAUCACUUAUCCUCUGUGCCAGUUUGGAAAGAGCAGCCCCUAAACACACAGUUCAACACACAGAUAUUUGUGCAUGUUUGUGCAAGUGCACAUGAACUUAUAAAAAUCUUUUUGUCCAAAA
Molecule: messenger RNA, 1615 nt
Organism: Peromyscus eremicus (cactus mouse)
Lineage: Eukaryota; Metazoa; Chordata; Mammalia; Rodentia; Cricetidae
Gene: Bmp10
Product: bone morphogenetic protein 10
Exons: 2
Coding region: 1-1266 (421 amino acids)
Biological process (GO): SMAD protein signal transduction; BMP signaling pathway
Cellular component (GO): extracellular region
Molecular function (GO): cytokine activity; growth factor activity
Source: RefSeq, a predicted model, not a curated record